AUGAAUUAUAGAGAGACUAAACAGAGUGAAUUUAUUGAUAAUGAUCAUUCUUGUAAAUAUUGUAACAAUCCAACUGUUUGUAAAUGCAAAGAGUGUAAUGUUUAUUACUGUAAUGAUUCUUCUGAUGGUAUAAGUCAUAUUAUCUACCACAUGGUCAAAUCUAAACACAUUGAAUUAAUUAUCAAUGAUAGACUUAUUUACUGUGAGAAUUGUAAACAAACUAAUUUAUUUAAAAUGGGUUACACUAUUGAAAAUGAGUCUUUAAGUUCAGAUUUAAUUGAACAUUUAAAGGGAUUAUCAAUUGAUGACAUAAAAAGCAAUAAGAGUUAUUUAACUAACUUGAAAUUUUUUUGUAAAUUUUGUGGAGAUCAUAAACCUAUAAUUAAAAAUAAGGUUUUAGACUUUUUAGAAAGUUAUAUUUCUGAUGUGGAUAUUAAAUCUUUUGAAAAGAAUUCUUUACCGAUUGUUAGAGUCAAUUUUACUCCAUUUAGUUAUAUGGAAACGUUUAAAACUUUAAUUAAAGCUGAAUCAUUAAAAGAGAAAGAUAUUAAAGAGUCUAUGAAACAAGAAAAUGUUAAGUUAAGACUUGAAGAAAAUUAUGUUUAUUUUUGUUAUAGAAGAACUAAUGAAUUAAAGAUUAAUAUUUCUGAUGAGAUUAGAUUUUCUAGAAAAAAUGUUAGUUUUAUUGGAGUUGUUUGUAGAGAUCAAUUUACUGAUGAAUUAAAAGUUGAAAUUAAUGAAUCUGAUAUUGAUAAAGUACUAGCCAAUAAUAUUUUUAAUGUUGAAUUUAUAUUGAAGAGUGUUUGUUAUGACAGGAUGAAAAACGCUUUAAACAAACUUUAUAAAGAUAGAAAUAAGAAUUUAAUUUUUAAAUUAAUAUUAUCAAAUCAAUGGUUAAAUGAAAAUACAGGUGAAUCUAAAUUAUUUAAAGAAAAUCUUAAUGGGGAAAUUAAGAAUAUUUUAGUUCCUAAUAAUUUUCCAACUCUAAAUGAUAGUCAAGCAGUAGCAGUUAAAGCAUCUCUUAAUAAAACAUUAACUUUAAUACAGGGACCACCGGGAACAGGAAAAACGUUUGUAUCAGCUGUAAUAGUUUAUAAUUUUGUUAAGUUAUUUAAAAAGAAAGUAUUAAUUGUAGCUCCAUCUAAUACAGCAGUUGAUCAAUUAGCAAUAAAAAUUAAUUCAACAGGAAUUAAAGUACUCAGAGUUAUGAGUAGAAGAAAAGAAAGUGAGAAAACUGAAAUAGAUUUUUUAUCUCUUCAUACUUUAGUUAAAUCAUUUAAAGUUGAUGUUAAAGAUGAGGGAAUUAUAAAAGAUGAGUUAAUCAAAGCAGCAGAAGUGGUUUGUUGUACUUGUGUUACUGCUGGAAUGAAAUUAUUUAAGAAAUUCUCAUUUCCAGUUGUUUUAAUUGAUGAAGCUGUUCAAUGUACUGAACCACUAUCUUUAAUACCAUGUGUUUAUAAUCCAAGUCAAUUGAUACUAGUGGGUGAUCAUAAGCAAUUAGGACCAACUGUAUUAAAUAAGGAUGUUAUUAAGUGUGGAUUUAAACAAAGUUUAUUUGAAAGGUUGUUAAAAUUAGAUUAUAUUCCUUAUUUAUUAACUAUUCAAUAUAGAAUGAUUAUACCACUUUGUGAGUUCCCAAGUGAAUAUUUCUAUUCGGGACUGUUAAAAACUUCUACCAAACCAUUCUUAAGGAACUUGUUCAUGCCAUCUAAUUUCUUUUAUUGUUGUGAUGGUAAAGAAGAAGUUUCCCAAAGUGGAACUUCUUAUGUUAAUAAAAAAGAAGCUGUAUUGGUUGAAAAUGUUACCAGACAUCUUUUUAAGAAUGGUAUAUUAGAAUCUCAGAUUGGAAUCAUUACACCGUAUGAGGGUCAAAGAUCUCAUAUUUUAGAUAAUUUACAGGAGGCUGGUAAUCUAGAAAUAUCAAAUGUUGAUGGAUUUCAAGGGAGGGAAAAAGAUUUUAUCAUAGUUUCAUUAGUUAGAUCUAAUAACUACCAAGGAAUUGGAUUUGUUGCUGAUAGAAGAAGAAUGAAUGUAACUUUAACUAGAGCUAAGUAUGGACUAGUAAUAAUUGGAGAUCCAUUUACUCUUAAUAAGUGUUCAAUGUGGGCUGAUUUACUUGCUUUUUAUGAUAAUAAGGGACGCAUAUUGAAAGGAUCAUUGAGUAAUUUAAAGAAUGUUGAUUUAAAAACUCUUAUUAAUUAA
Molecule: messenger RNA, 2202 nt
Organism: Hepatospora eriocheir
Lineage: Eukaryota; Fungi; Microsporidia; Hepatosporidae
Source: the annotation of a GenBank genome assembly